Clonostachys solani is the source of this 1479-nucleotide messenger RNA. The record is from the annotation of a GenBank genome assembly. Lineage: Eukaryota; Fungi; Ascomycota; Sordariomycetes; Hypocreales; Bionectriaceae.
AUGGGGUUUAUCGCCUCGUCCUUUUCUAAAGGCUCCUAUGAGCGCGCACCUGAUGCCAUUGUUAUUCUGCAAUGGGAGAACUCGGUGACUGCCUUGUCGCCUCGCCUAAGAUUCUGGGUCAUUCGAUUUCCCAUCCCCAGCAAGGGCUCACCAAAGACGAGAGAGACAUCCUUCCCAGUCCCGACUGCCGUUGAAAAACGGAUUGACGAAAUCAGCUCCAUUUCCUUCGGGACCAACCGUCGGCUGGGGCGACUUCAGCUGCCUCCUCAGGUCUUGUAUCAGUCGUCUUCGAGGUCGAUCCUCGUGCAUAAUCUCUUGGUCGGCGAAAGCCAGACGGAUAGCGAACUUCUGAGCUGGGGACCUGGCCUACGUCUACGAAAAGUCCAAGUAACAGAUGGGUUUUUCGAUGAACCGCUGGCAUCCUUGUCGGACACCAGAUUUCUGGCCCAUUCGACUAUCCUCGGGGGGGAUGCCCAGGAUAACAAGGCGGGAAGUAAACUGACAACCGUGGCACAUGAGACUGGCGACGGUUCCAUUUCAGUCAAAUACCGAUCCAGAGCCUCUCGCGACUCCGAAUGGACCUCUUCCUCGGCGGAUCGCAGGCUCGAGUUCAAUGAACCCAAGGAACAAAUUGUACGAACAGCAUCGGUGCUUAACUCUGCUGUAUCCUCGGCUGUUUCUGGUUCAUCCGUCCCUCUUCACCGCGUAACCGUUGGCUCGACACAUUACACGGUUCUCAUCAAUCUAGGGAGAAGCGAAGACGGCUCGAAGACAAAAGUUUCGCUUUACACGACAUUGGAGUCCGACUUCAAGGCGGAAGCGCAAUCAGUAAAGCAGACUCGCGAUGAUCUCGGCCUGAGAUGGGAGGUUCAGAGUUUCCACCUGCCCAGCGGCGUCACCAACGUCGCACCAGUUGUGGUAAAAUGCUGGGAAAAGCCAUACCCAACUUAUCUCGUUCUGUUCUACACGUACCAAGGCGCCAUGUACUACAGCCACCUGAGGUACGCUGGAUCCGGAUAUUUUGGCAAUCAAGUCAUCGGUGUUCCGUGCCUCCUGGCCCCAGAGCCGGAGGACCAACAGGUUGCACCAGCGCCAAAGGCAUCCGCCCCCUCGAGAUGGUCGAUCUCAACCAUUUCCCGUCCAGCCCCAAAGGUUCCCGCGGCGGACGAAGCCUCAUCUGGACAGGUUAAACAGGAACCCAUCUUGACUGCACUGCAGGGAUUCCAGCCCACCGUGAUACAAACCGACGAGAAUUUGUGGCUGUUUUAUGAAGGACCUGAUGGCAAUCCAAGAUAUGCGGCUUGUCCCUCCCUCCCGAAGGAAAUAAAAGAUCUCGGAGUCGGCUGGGAAGAGGUUUCAUGGUCUGCUGAGCCUCUUCUGAGCUCGGAAUCCAACGAAGGGGCCGACGACAAGGCCUCUCCAAUUUCGAGGCACUUUCUCCCCGUUGUUGUUCCUCGAGAUUUUAUGAACAUAGGCUAA